AUGAAGAUCCUCACCACCAACUUCCUGACCUGCGCAGUCAAGUCGUGCAAGACCUCACCCUCCUCCUUUCCCCUCCACCCGCAGGGUGCAACUCUCUCACGUACCGAACUCGACUACUCGCCUCUAUUUGUCCUCAACAUCCUACCCCGAAUCCAUUAUGAGGCUCUCAGCACCAUAGCGACGGAACUAUCGCUGCAGGCUAUGCUACCGUCACAAGAAGCCUUGGACGCCUUGACCGAGAAGCUGGCAAGUGGCGAAGAGGUCGAUGAGAACAACGAGGAGGUAAAUACGAUACUUCAAGGCCUUCACAAGCUGCUGCUCGAAACGAGCAUCCAGGAUGGCAAGAUGGUGUGUGGAAACUGCGGAUUCGAGUACCCAGUGAAAGAAGGCGUCGGAAACUUCCUGCUGCCGAGUCACCUUGUGUGA
Molecule: messenger RNA, 426 nt
Organism: Cyphellophora europaea CBS 101466
Lineage: Eukaryota; Fungi; Ascomycota; Eurotiomycetes; Chaetothyriales; Cyphellophoraceae
Exons: 1
Coding region: 1-426 (141 amino acids)
Biological process (GO): peptidyl-glutamine methylation; rRNA (guanine-N7)-methylation; tRNA methylation
Molecular function (GO): protein heterodimerization activity
Source: RefSeq, a predicted model, not a curated record